CCCAGCAGGUGUCCGCAUCCCCGGUGCAUCAGCAAAGGCAGCGAGAGCUUUCAGACUGUGCUGCAAUGGAGUAGCUAGAGAGAGUUUAUGGGCUUCUCUACCGUCAGGUAAGAGGCAUGGAGAGAGCUCGCUUGGGCGAGAGGAAAUACCCUGGGUGGGCGGGUGCAGUAUGAUUUAAUGGAGCCUACAUGCAGGAUGAGAAACUUCACUGUUCUGCAAGCUGGCAUAGCGUCUACUCUCCGGAGGCAAGUGCUGUGCAUGGGGUGUGAAUGUGUAACAGAGACAUUCACGCAAUGAGAGACACGGUAUUACUGCUUACAACGUUUCCUGUUGCUAAAGCACUUUGACAGUGCUAAGUUACAUUCCAGUGGUAAUUUGUGACUGAGGUUCUGAUCGAUUCGGGAAUUUAUUAAUGUGUUACACAUGCACUAGACAUUCAGGUAUCAAAGCGAAGUGCAUGGCAUAAGAACCUAUGUGGAUAGAUCGGUAGCUCCAGAUAUUGUGACUAUGAUAGAUAGUAUUGUCGACUUGCUAGAGGAUACCCUGUAUAUUCCGGUGAUUUCAUGGAGGUGAGCUUUGUUGUUUAUUUACUAUGGAAAGCUAUAAUAAAAUUACUGGUAGUAUUUAAUAUUGAUAGUGUAGAAGGGUCCCCAGCCCCAAUUGGGACCAGGGCCCCAUGUUCUAGGGGCUGCACCAACACUCAUGAAGAUACAGUCCCUGCCCUGAAGAGCUCAGAAGCUAAGAACGCUAGACAUUAUCACUAAGGGGCUAUUUUCAAAUGUUCAGAGCAAACUGCCAGUCCCCGCCAGUAGUGGCACCUACUUUUUCAGUAACACUGCAAAUGUUUGGAAUUGGAUGGAAGGGAAUGUCCACUGCAAAGCAGGGACCCAAACCCAAGGGAAAUCCCUUGCCGAGUAAUCUUAUUGCAUUACCAGAGCGUGUAGGAGCCCAACCAAAAUCUGGUCCCUGUUGUGCUAAGCAUAAUACAGGUUCCAAAGAGCUUGUAGUCUACAAAGACAAGACAGCCUAAGGGUGGCAGGGGAAACAAGUACAGUGACGUCAAGUGACUUGCCAGAGGUCACACAGACAGUCAGUGGCAGAGGGGAGAAUGGAAUGCAGGUCUCCUAGCCCUGUACCCUAGCCCCUACAUCAGGCUGCCCCUUCCCCCGAUUGUUAUCGCAUAAUUUUCCCUUUUUUUUUUUUUUACACACUGAAUACACAGAGGGCCAGAGUCUGCCCCCCUUAGCUGGAACAGCACCUUGACUUCAAUGGCCUGCUCAGAGUAAGGCACUACGAAAUAGUGUACACUUAAAGACUCUUCCAGCAAACUCUUCCUCCCCUGUGGAGUGUCUUGACCAAUCAGUGGCACUACCCAUCUGAGCAAGGCCUGCUCAGGUGAGUAAAGGUUGACAGAGUCAGGCCAACAACUGGAGAAGUAAGUGACCCAGUGGACUGAAGAAUCUAUGAACAGAGCCCCAUGGAAGCACAUUAACAUAACAUCCCCAUCUCGUUAAUAAACAAAAAUUGAUAAAACAACAGCACUAAAUGGCAAACCCUGACCUGGUUUCCUGCAGUAGUAUGUUGUGUUCUGCAGCGACUCGGGCUGCACUGUAAUUCCUGAGGAUCUCAGUCCGUACCUGAACAUUUUCUGGAAUGAAUAACCAACAAUAAUUCCACGGUAAGCGCACUCAUCAGUAACAUUAACAUUGAACGUGACAUUCAGUUUAUUAUUGGGUUUUCAUUGUUAUCUUGGGCCAAGAUUUUCCUAAACCACUAGUCAUUUAAGGAACGUCCAUUUUGGGGAGGGUGGAGGGGGUCUGACUGUAGGUGCCUUUAAAAGGCCAGAUUUUCACUUUUAUUUCUGAAAGUCGAGUCUCUUUAAGGUGUCUGACGUUGGAUCACCUGAACUCACUAAUCCCUUUGGAAACUCUGGGCCUUUGAAACACACACGGAGAGGAAAGCUCCUGCUCUGCUAACCCCAAACGAGAGGAUGAAUUGGUCCUGGUUCCAGGACCUCCUGAGCGGGGUGAACAAGUACUCCACGGCCUUCGGGCGCAUCUGGCUCUCCGUGGUCGUGGUCUUCCGCUUCCUGGUCUACGUGGUGGCGGCUGAGCGGGUGUGGAGUGACGACCAGAGGGACUUUGAGUGUAACACGCGCCAGCCCGGCUGCUCCAACGUCUGUUAUGACCACUUCUUCCCCGUCUCCCACAUCCGCCUCUGGGCCCUGCAGCUCAUCCUGGUCACCUGCCCCUCCCUGCUGGUGGUCAUGCACGUGGCCUACCGGGAGGCCAAGCAGAGGAAGCGCCGGGAGGCGGAGGGAGAGAACUGCCGCCGGCUCUACCCCGACCCCGGCAAGAAGCGGGGAGGGCUGUGGUGGACCUACCUGCUCAGCCUGGUCUUCAAAGUUGCUGUGGACGUGACUUUCCUCUACAUCUUCCACCGGCUCUACGCCAAUUUCAACCUGCCCCGCGUGGUGCGGUGCACUGAGGCCCCCUGCCCCAACACGGUCGACUGCUUCAUCGCCAGGCCCACCGAGAAGAAACUCUUCACCUACUUCAUGGUGGCCACCGCCACCCUGUGCAUCCUUCUCAAUCUCUGCGAGAUGACCUACCUGGUCGCCAAGCGGUGCUGGGAACUCGCCGCCCGGCGCCAGGGCAGGGAGCAGUUGAGCAAGCCCACAGGCUGCCAUCACUGUGCACAGCAGAAGAACCAGAGUCUUAGUACAACAUCCUCAGGGCAGGCUCCAUUCCGGUCUGUCCCUUUAUACCGCGGGGAGGGUGCUGCUAGUGAAGGGAGAAGAGGCUCCUACCUCAUCUCCGUGCAUUCACAAUCUCUCGCACAGACUCCAUCCUCCAGUGCAAACUUCUCACCAGCUUCAUUCCCUGCAGACCGACCGACAAAGCAAUCAAAGGCUUAUUAGAAACAUUUCUCUAAGGGUUUUCAGUCCAGUGCCCAUUGAAGGCAGGGUCACGCUGUGUAUGAAAAGUACAUUGACAAAUAGCAGAGCCAGUCAGCACUUUCCAAAUUUCUAUUUUUUUUUUUCAACAACAAAAAAAUUUAAAAGGGAUGAAAUUUGUGAGAAAAUUUGCCUGUUUCUUGAUCAUCUUCAAUAAAUACUUUGCAAAGGGUUGAUAAAUGAUUUGUAGAUGUUCUAGGCAUGUUAUAGACAGAGUCAUGUGUUUUUUAAGUGGACGUAAACACACUAGUGGAAUGUGUCGUGGGUGGUUUGAAGCCAUGUCUAUAAGCAGCUGUUGGACUCAAUAAAGGUCUGUAGACAUUUUAA
Molecule: messenger RNA, 3283 nt
Organism: Chrysemys picta bellii (western painted turtle)
Lineage: Eukaryota; Metazoa; Chordata; Testudines; Emydidae
Product: gap junction beta-4 protein-like
Biological process (GO): cell-cell signaling
Cellular component (GO): connexin complex
Molecular function (GO): gap junction channel activity
Source: RefSeq, a predicted model, not a curated record